This is a messenger RNA of Myiozetetes cayanensis, 576 nucleotides long. RefSeq names its product cilia and flagella associated protein 144 (gene CFAP144). NCBI's taxonomy places the organism in Eukaryota, Metazoa, Chordata, Aves, Passeriformes, Tyrannidae. Bases 1 to 363 code for a protein of 120 amino acids. Gene Ontology annotation, cellular component: ciliary base. The transcript has 4 exons. The record is from RefSeq and is a predicted model, not a curated record.
AUGGCCGCCCGCGGCGGGCAGCGGGAGCGGCCGGACGCGGUGCAGCUCGACCGGCUCCUGAGCGAGCGGGUGCACAAGGAGAUGCGGCACCAGAGGCUCUACACGCAGUACACCGUGAACCCGCUCCUACCCGUUCACACGGUCACCAGGAAGCCAAUGUCUCGGCAUGAUAAUAUAGAUGAGCCAACAGAUGACGAGUUCCUGAAACUUUUUCACCGCGCAGCGCUGGAGCCAAGAAAGAAAUAUCCAGAGCCACAAACUGAAAGCCAAGAAAUUGGCUGGAACACAACACCUCUGAUUCCUGUGGACCGUAACGACUGCAGACUCCACUUCCCACGCCGGAAAACCGAGUUCACUACAUAAACGGCUGCCCUGGGGCAUGGGGAGGAGGAAAGAAUCUUCAGUAGUAGAGGGGGAAAGCUACAAACUCAGAAUGACACUGAUGUAAUGUGUUAGACCUGCUUAUUAAUAGGCGAGUCUGGUAGAUUUCUAGUAAGAGACAAUAGAAAAGGAAAGAGAGAACCUCAGUCUGUCCAGAUUUGCAGCCUGACAACACUGACAGAAAUAAACUUAUAA